CUUUGGCGCAUGGUCGACCGACGCCUUCACUAACCUCAGCAUCGCUCGCGCACUCGACAGUCGGGCGUCGGAUGUGGUAUCUGUGUGAAGUGCUCGUGCUUGGUGGCAGGUUGGUCUUAUAAAGAAGAACCCAUUCCUUGAACAAAGGUAGGGUGAUUCCAAAGUUAUGAUGGCUGACCUGUCUCCCUGGAAGGUGACGAACAUCAAUAAUACUGAGUAUGACACGCCAGAGUCCUCGACUGACAACUCUUCUUUCUUUAAGUGGAAAAGUUUAUCUUCUAUUAAUGACGAAUAUGCAACAAAUAUAAUAUUUAUGGAACAUCCCGAAGACAUGUUGAAGCCAUGGAUCAUUAAUCCCCUCUUUUUUAACAUAAUUAUCACUCACUCUAUCACAUUUAUUUUUGGUCUGGUUGGCAAUAUUGUAGUCGUGAUGGUUAUGCUGGGGGACAGAAAGUCCCGCAGUGCUACCAACUUGUUCCUCGUGAGUCUAGCUGUGUCCGACCUUCUGCUGCUUCUGGUGUAUGCACCGCUCGAGACGUUGCAGUAUUUCGUGAUGCAGUGGGAUGAGAGUGCAGCUGUGUGCAAGAUGGCGAUGUACGCGUUACUGCUGUCUGCUAUUGUGUCUGUCCUCAACCUCGCCGCGGUCACGUUCGAGAGGUUCAUUGUGAUCGUGUUCCCGAUUAAGUCUCGGUCACUGUGCACGAUCAGCAACUGCAGACGUGCGAUCUUGCUGGUGUGGUGUUUGUCUCUAUUACUCACGUCACCUGUCAUCCUGACAAAGGAGACAUUUACCAUAGUGUACAGCAACAAUGUGACCAACGUGACCCUGCACUACUGCAACGAGACGCAGCAGAGCGGGAAAUUCGCGAUUUACCAGUUCUUGGUGUUGUUCUUUGUCCCCGGAACGCUGAUGGUCGUGUGCUACACGUACGUGAUCCGGGAACUUUGGCGCAGUACCAGAAGCAUGCAGGUGCUCACAAACAGCGUGAGCAUGAAGUCCAAGCUGCACAACGGUUCUGCUGAAGGGACUUCAGGACAGUUUCAUAUCAGCAAUGGAGCUACAACUUGCAGGACUGCUCUUAUGAACAGGGUGGGAAGGAAGCACAGGGGAGACGACGCAAGGAAAGCACGGAAACAGGUGAUCAAAAUGCUCAUCCUAGUGGUAGUCCUAUUCUUAGUGUGCUGGGGCCUACCCAUCAUCAUGGAAGUCAUCAUCAAGUUCAAUCUGCAUUCAUUUACUCCCACAAUGUACACACUUCGUGUAACUUUCAAUCUUCUGCCUUUUAUUCACGCUUGCAUGAAUCCUUUUAUCUAUUCAUUUAUGUCCAAAAAUUUCCGUCGUUCUUUGCAACGUCAAUUAGAAAAGUUGGGUUGCAGGAAAAGGAGGCGAAGUGGCAGUGACGUCAUGACUGGCCACGGGUCCUACUCACGAGCCAGUAGAAUACAGCGCGGUACUACCACAGUGCAGGGUUUAAGACACAAACCUGGGCGUGCCUCGACUUCUUCCAGUACUACCAAUUGUCUCACCGACCUAACUAAACCCACAGACACUGAACAAGCUUUGCUAACACUGCAUUCCGCAACUUCGGCUGUGUGAGUGCAGAUAAACGCUUUUAAAUCCCCAGAGUCUUUUGUACUAAAACUGUCUAAGAAUAUAAGCAUUUGUAGAGACAUACUUUCAUUUUAUAGGUAUUAACCCGUAGCAUAACAAACAUUGAGAGGCGGGACGCGUCUACGUUCUGAAACUGUAUUAUCGUCGAAAAAUAUCGAACAUAAAAACAUCGCUAGGAUCGGGCUGUGGCACAAAAAAUGUAGUUGCAGGCUUACAUAAUUCUGAGGAUUCUGUGACAAAACGGCCUAGUAGUAUUACCCAUUAAUAUCUCCCACAGGAAAUAUUGAAAGUAGUUUCAUACUCAAAACUAUUAGUGUUUUUAAAUUCAGUGGGCGAGAAGAAAGACGAAACGGCGGCUGAAGUUGUUCACUUCAAUUACCUACAUGUGGCAAUGACGCACAUUCAUUUUAUGCUCUCAACCACGGCAGCUCACUCUGACCUCUCACCAGAUACCUAUAUUCAUAACAUUGUAGAAACCAUGCUAACUACUGGUCACCUGUUCACUUGUACCACUGGUUUGCAUGAAAUGACUUAGUGUAGGGUCUUCCUUGAGAACUUUGUCAUUACUGUCACUCAAAUUUCGUGUGAUGAAGCCCAACAUUUUUCAGGUAGCAGAACGGCCGUAGUCUUUAUAAUAGCCCGCUUCAUAUUAGUGCUGAAGAGGUUGCCGAAGCAACACGGCGCUGUCCUCUUUUCGUCAGAGGCUUGCGUUGAGUAAAUUGUUCUUAUGUUUAAUUAAAACAUUCUUAAGUGUUUGACUGCGAAGUAACUAUUACUCGUGGAUAAAAUAAGAGAUUAUUAAACAAAUAGGAUGUCUUUCCCUUCUUUAACUUGAUUCAUGUCGCUAGAUUUAAAGAGACUUUACUUUUAUAUCCAGCAGAAUAUUCUCGUAAUUUAUCAUUUACUUCCAUAAUCUGCUUACAUGAUAACUUCAAAUCUUAAUAAAGGGGUGCUUAAGACCUGGGUAACUCGACCAUUGUUGCCGGGUUUUCUUUAUACAAAUGAUCAUUCGAUCAAUCGAUAGUCUCCAUAUUAUUUACAAAACACCUCACUUUGUAACUGCAGUUUAUAUUCGACAAGAGUAUCAAUAUUUUAAUGUAUCUUAUCUUUGUGGAUUGA
Molecule: messenger RNA, 2731 nt
Organism: Zootermopsis nevadensis
Lineage: Eukaryota; Metazoa; Arthropoda; Insecta; Blattodea; Termopsidae
Product: galanin receptor 2a
Biological process (GO): G protein-coupled receptor signaling pathway
Cellular component (GO): plasma membrane
Molecular function (GO): neuropeptide Y receptor activity
Source: RefSeq, a predicted model, not a curated record